Molecule: messenger RNA, 2068 nt
Organism: Spea bombifrons (plains spadefoot toad)
Lineage: Eukaryota; Metazoa; Chordata; Amphibia; Anura; Pelobatidae
Gene: RETREG3
Product: reticulophagy regulator family member 3
Exons: 9
Coding region: 11-1378 (455 amino acids)
Biological process (GO): reticulophagy
Source: RefSeq, a predicted model, not a curated record
CGAAAUAAAGAUGGCUCAGAGAUCGGAGGAGGAGGAAGAGAACGUCGGUCUGAGAAGCAGACGGAGCGGGAUACGCUCUGUAGCUGCCCGCGAGAGGGAGGAGAAGGUCCGGGCCGUGCAGGAAACCUUACUUCAGAGCUUGGGCAGCUACGAGCCUGUAAUCGGCUACCUGCAGGCUGUGUUGGUGUGGGAGAGACCGAGGCACAGCGCCCUGCUUCACCUGGGCCUUAAUGCUGCCUUCUGGUUUUUUGCCCUGACCUCACUUAGGAUUAUAUUUUUGGCUGCUUUUGGAUUGAUGAUGAUAAUUUGCGUGGAUCAGUGGAAAAACAAAAUUUGGCCAGAACUUGGAGCUGCAAGACCCAAUGAACUGGAUAACGAAAGCUGGGGCUUUGUUCAUCCAAGGCUUCUCAGUGUUCCGGAGUUGUGCUAUUACGCUGCAGAUGCCUGGGUCACCCUUACCAACUUUUUACAAAACCUCCAUCUCUUCAAGACUGAAAACCCGGGCAAGUUCUGUCUACUAGUCUGCGGCUUCCUUACUUUCCUGGCAGUUCUUGGUGGAUACAUUCCUGGCCUUGUGCUGUCAUACCUGCUGUUAUUAUUUAUCCUGCUAUGGCCUCUAGCCAUAUAUCAUCGCCUGGGACAACGUGCUUACCAGAAGUUGGAGCCAGCCCUGCGGAGGCUGGAUUUCAGUGUCCGUGGUUAUAUGAUGGCCAAACAGAAAGAGAGACAAAUACAUGGCCGUGCACUUCCCUCCAAUGAAGCAAGUGACAGUGAAGAGGAGCUUGCUGCAUUUUGUCCAAUGUUGGAUGAUUCAGUAGUUGCAAAAGAACUAGCUAUUUCCGAUUCUGAACAUUCAGAUGCUGAUGUUUCUUACACAGAAAAUGGGACAUUCAACCUAUCCAGGGGUCAAACGCCUCUUACAGAAGGCUCUGAAGAUCUGGAUCGUCAUAGUGACCCUGAAGAAUCAUUUGCUCGAGAUCUCCCUGACUUUCCAUCCAUCAACCCAGAAGCAUUGGGAAUAGAUGAUGAAGAUGACACAAGCAUUGGCCUACCAAGUUCAGUAAACCUUCCACGACUUUCUUCCAAUAAACUGUAUGAUGAGCAGGAGUCAGAGACAGUGAUGUCUUUGAGCAGCUUCCCUGGGGCUCAACAGAUCACAGACAACAUUGCCGGUUUGGUCACUAGAGGUAUGAUACAGUUGGCGUUGUCUGGUGCCAGCCAACAAAGUUCCUCCUUUCUGGAAAAUCCUAGAGCCAAAACAUAUCAGAGAAACUCUAGCUCCGAGAUGGAUACUGAUGCAGAAGCUGAUGACUUUGAAUUAUUGGACCAAUCUGAACUGAACCAGAUGGACCCAGCCAGCCACCGUGGCCAUCAGUGAUUUAAGACCAACAUGAAAGGGAGCGUGCCUACCACCUCCUGAUUAUACUGAACACACAGAAAAUUUUGAAAUUAUGACAUCAUAGACAUAUAGUCUUCAAGCUGUCUUCUUGGUGUGCUCCAUUUUGAGGUUUUAAUUUGUUAAUGCAGACAAACCUACGCAGCCAUUUUGAGACUGUGAAGUCUGAAACCGUACAUUUAGUAAAUCUAGAUUGAAAGAUGCAGUAUUUGAACCCUACUGGACCAUGAACUAGAUGCAAUAGUGUUUCUUUAAACUAUCUGGAUCACAUGCUCAGCUACUUCCAGUUUGUAAUUUCUAGUGUGUUAGUAGUUAAUAUGUGGUGCCUGAUGACUUUCAGAUGGAGGAAGGUGUCUACACUGAGUUAUUUCUCUUUUCUAUCUUCUCCAAGGUAGAUUUUUACUUAUGGGUCUAGCACUUACUGAAAAAUUACAAUUUAAUGUGUUAGUCUUCCCAGGAAUUGUUACCUAAGUAGCAGAUUAUUGGCCUUGAGAACUUUGGUAGUACUCCACUGUGUAUGGGAAUAUUCUUUGUGUGUAAAUGGCAAGUGAAACAUUUCUUUUUAUGGCGAAAAGAUAUUCUGUUUUGUGGUCUCCCUCCCUGGAUUACCUAUUUUUCCUACCCCCAACAAAAAGCACUUUUAAUUUUUGAAUACAUUUUGAUUUAUGUUUA